AUGGCUUCUGAUCAAAAAAUUGUUGAAAUUCUCCAAUCAAAUAACGCUAUAAAGCAAUCAACAAUAGCAAUAGUAAAAGACUAUUUGAAACUUCAAGAUGAUUUUUUCAAGAAAGUUAGCUGUAUUCUGGAACAACUUGAUACGAUUCAAUGUGUAGCGAAUGUAUUUCUCACAGAUGAUGAAAAGAAACUUCUCAAUGAGUUCAAGCCCGCCGAAAAAGUUCAAUUGGCUAUUUGUGGCUAUAACUCAACAGGAAAGACAACAUUUGUUCAUGAACUAUUAAAAUGUGGCAGCUUUCUACCGACAGGCAUUGGUGCAGUUUCGGCGCGUAUUAUCAAAUUUUCUUAUGCUGCUGCAAACGAAGCAUGUCUGUUGAAGUAUCAGUCAGUGCUCGAUUCAAACGAGCCUGAAGAGACUGUUAAUCUUUCACUUUUUUUCACGAAUUCUAAGAGUAAGGAAAAUAUCAGAAAUCUUAGGGAAACUGUGAAAAAAUAUGUCGCUAGACCGACGAUAGAUAAGAUGUCUGACGAAUUUGAACAAUGGGCAUCGCAUUUCAUUGAAAUUCGUAUUCCAUCCCCCUUGUUGCAGCUUGGUAUUGAUGUUUAUGAUACACCUGGAUUUUUGGGUACGGAUCCACCGAUACUAGCUAAGAAUUUACUCAACCUUGUUUCUAAAAUACGUCCAUCACUGCUCUAUCUUUAUGAUAAUGCACUAGUGUCCGACGAUUCUCGAAAGUGUUUUGAACAACUUCAAUUGGCUCUUCGUCAUCAUUUUCGAGGUACAGCUAUUUUUUUUCUUAACACAAAAGCUGAUGUAUUAACAAUUCGAAAUGAUAGCGAAGAAGAUGAUGAUAAUAAUAAUAAUAAUGAGGAUGAACACGUCUUAAACAAGGAACGACAAAAAAGGUAUAAUCUUUUACUCGAUGUCAGUGAAAUGAGUAGUACGAUAUCAGAUGGAAAACGUGUUUCACUGGAUCAAUGUGAUUGUUUCGAUAUAUUCAGUUCACAAGGUUCAGCAGAUCGUAUGGAAGUUAUACUUAAAGAGCACGCUUACAAUACUGUAGUUCGUUUUGCAGUCAAACACGACUUGCGUAGUACCAAACAGAUCAUUGAUGUGAUAGUGAGACUGAUAGAUGAUUUCUUUGACUUUGUAUUAAUUACAAAUCGACGAUCUGAAGAUGCAUGGAAAAAAAUGCGGGAUUAUAGUCUUCAAUGGAUUGAUGGCUAUUUUGCCGCGUACCAAUCAAACAUACACGAAAUUGCGAGAGAAGCAAAACGUCGUUUACCGAAAAAAUUUGACCAACAUCGUGAUGAAAUUGAAAAACGUACUCUAUCACACUGUGAAACAACAUGGUGGGAAAAAAUGAUUGUUGCUGCAAAGCUAGAGCAUUCUAUUCCCUCUUCCGCCAGCAUAGAUUACAUCAACAUGCUUGUAGAGAAUGAAGUGAUAAAGCCGAUAUUAGAUGAGAUUACAAUGAAAAUGAGCAAGAACGCAAAGGAGCAAACAGAUCAAAACAAAGAACCGCAACAAACAAACAAAAAUGAAUUAUUGAUGGCGGCAUAUAGAAAAGUUAUGAUGAACAAUGGAGAUUAUGGUUCUUUUUACUCUCCAUCUUCACUUGGACUUUUCAGAAAAAUUCAAUUUCUAAUGCUCUCGCCCGCCAUACUCAUCGCAGCACCACUGAACUAUCUAAUAAGUAAACAAUUUUCUCGAAUCCAUGGAAGGAAAAGUUCGUUGAUAGAUUCCAGAAUAAACAGAAUAGAAGCGAAACGAAAGUAUGAUGCACACGAAUAUCUUAAUGACAUACAAGAAAAUAUGAGAGAUUUCGAUCAAAAAAUAAAAGAGAAUAUGCAAAAAUGGCUCGAGAAAAAUCGUGACGAAUUCAUUCUCACAGUUGAUAAUUAUUGUGAUGUUGUGCUUCAAACACUUGACAAACGUCAAAUGGCAUACAAUCUUGCUCGGCAAUUUGCUCCUUGCUUCGCUCGCAUUGAAUGCUGUUUGGUGUCUAAUCUGGACUUAUGCAAACAUGACGGUGAGCCCAUUUCUAUUCAAAGAGACAAUAUGCUGAGUUCAGGUGGAUUUUUUAAUAUCUAUCCAGCUAAGUGGAACUUAGAAGAAAACUUAGUGGUGAAAGAACUUAUUCGGCCGAUGGAGGAUCUUGAUAUUGGCUACUUAGAGGCCCAUUUUCAUCGUACAGCUACCCGCCUUCAAAUACCUCAUAUGGUUCCACUUCAAUAUUUGUACGAAAUCGCUACGAAUCCACACCAAAUCAGCAUUGUCUUACCACGCUAUUCAAAAAGUCUUCAUUCGUAUCUGAUGAAUCAAAUGCAGCAUGUAUCAAUAGACAAAGCUGUUCAAAUUUCACUGGAUAUUUCUCGUGUCAUUGCUAACAUGCACUCAUAUGAACUUGUUCAUCGUGAUGUGAAAGUUGAGAAUAUUUUGCUCGAUGAUAAAGAUCAAGUUUUUCUUGCUGAUUUCGGUACGUGUCAGCAUGGAACAGAAAAUUCAACAUUCAUUGGUUCUCGACCGUUUGUUCCCGAGGUGACCACAGGUGAUCAUCAAUACUCUUAUCAAGGAUCAGCUUUUGAUGUGUUCUGUCUUGGUGUAUUAAUGUAUGUUGUUGCUCCGAAAGAUUCUUUUCACAGACCUCGCGUUAUGAAAGACACUGAGGUCAAGUCACUAGAUCGAACUCGCGUACCUGAAAACUAUUGCCGUUUAAUUUAUCGAUGCAUCACUACGGAUCCUGCGAAAAGACCUACGGCGAAUGAAGUCGUAAGAGAACUCGAAACAAUAGCAAAUGAAGUAGAUCAUUUGAAACCGUGUCUUGUUUGCAUGAGCGCUCCACGUGCUGGUCGAUGUUUGCCUUGUAAACACAAAACAAUGUGUAUAGAAUGUCUGACAAAUCUUCAGCAAACCAGUACUGAACCCCAAUGCAUUAUCUGCAGAGAAAUAUUUACUAGCACUGAAAUGGAUGACGAUUUCAACACAUUCAUAGCUCCUGCAAGAACAACUGUCCUCAAUCAAUAA
Molecule: messenger RNA, 3027 nt
Organism: Rotaria socialis
Lineage: Eukaryota; Metazoa; Rotifera; Eurotatoria; Philodinida; Philodinidae
Source: the annotation of a GenBank genome assembly